Messenger RNA from Stegostoma tigrinum, 1677 nucleotides. Its product is annotated as transformer-2 protein homolog alpha-like. Lineage: Eukaryota; Metazoa; Chordata; Chondrichthyes; Orectolobiformes; Stegostomatidae. The transcript has 9 exons. Gene Ontology annotation, molecular function: RNA binding. Gene Ontology annotation, biological process: positive regulation of mRNA splicing, via spliceosome. Gene Ontology annotation, cellular component: spliceosomal complex. The record is from RefSeq and is a predicted model, not a curated record. Bases 552 to 1232 code for a protein of 226 amino acids.
GUCAGGGCGCCAUUUUGUCAGCUGUCGGUUGUUUGGUUUAGUUGUGGUUAGGUUACCAAAAGUUUGUCUUUAUUUCCGUUGGGUUUGAAAAAUAUAUGUAUUUUUUGUUGGUUUGUUUGUACCUGCGUGUGUGUGUUCCUUUUGUCUGCUUUUGUUAAAAUGAGUGACACGGAAGACUUGACUGAUGAGGAGAGGGUUAAUAUACAUGAAGAAGGUGGAAUAAUGGAAGAUAAUCAAGAUAAUGACUAUACACACAAGUAUUGCAGAUCAGUCAAAUAAAUUUGAAGCUGAAAUGAGAGCGAAGAAUGGUCAGAUAGAAGAGCAUGCAUGGUGUAAGGCAUUAAGUGGUUUGAAGGUGAAGAAUACUCGGUGUGAGAAAACUGAAAAAUGAAGAAUGAAGAAAAGAAAAAAGUAAAAGCAAGUGAAGUAAAUUUAAAAGAAGGUGUCUGAAGAAAAGAUACCUAGGCCAAAAUGGGAGGUCAACAUCAAGAUCACGGAGCAGGAGUACAGCUGAACGUGCCAAGUCCAGAAGUCGAUCUGAGUCGCGUUCUAUGUCAAGGGCAUCAAACCUGUCAGGAUCACGAACAUCAUUUUCUAGAUCUCGUUCAAGGUCCAGGUCGCGGUCAUGCUCUCGACGUCGGUCCAAGUACUAUUCUCGAUCCAGAUCUCACACGCGAUCAUACAGGAGGCGGCAUAGGAGCCGAUCCUACUCCCCUGUCUACAGACGGCGGCGAAGCAACAGUCACUCUCCCAUAUCAAGAAGACGACGUCAUAUUGGAAAUAGGAGUAAUCCAAACCCUAAUAAUUGCCUCGGCGUGUUUGGCCUGAGUUUGUACACUACCGAACGGGAACUACGUGAAGUAUUUUCGCGAUAUGGACCCCUUGCUGGAAUAAAUGUUGUCUAUGAUCAACGGACAGGAAGAUCAAGAGGAUUUGCAUUUGUAUACUUUGAAAAUGUCGAAGACUCAAAAGAAGCAAAAGAACGUGCUAAUGGGAUGGAACUUGAUGGCCGACGCAUUAGGGUAGAUUAUUCCAUUACAAAAAGACCCCACACUCCAACUCCAGGGAUCUACAUGGGCAGACCAACGACCAGUGUUGGUUCUUCUCAUUACAAUGACUAUUACAGUGACCGUUAUGAUGACCGGGAUUACAGCUACAGGAGACGAUCCCCUUCACCCUAUUACAGAAGAUACAGAUCUCGAUCUCGUUCUUACACACCCCGUCGCUACUGAUGGCAUUUACCAAGUAUUUCCUACCAGUUUAAAAUGGAUGGGAACUUUUUCAAACCUACAGGGAGUUUUUUAAAACUGAAAUGAGAAUUAUUGGGCAUUGUAGUGCUUUUUUAAAAACAUUUUUAAUUAUUUUAAGCAAAGCCCUAUAAUCAGAAGUAGUCUCUCAUUUGAAAGUUUAGUUUUCUGCCUCACUAAAUUGUUUUGCUUUCAUGGUGAGUGGGAGUCUGUCUUUUUAAUGGGAGACCUACAGCAGUAUUGAUGCGUUAAAUGUUAUUGCAGUCAUAUAAUUUCUGGUACAUAUGUACUUAUUACUUUGGGAUAUUAAGCAAGGUGUCAUGACUUUUUGUGCACACUGUUUGAUUUUGCAUACUUUAUAAGGAAAGAUUCAGUUGUAAAGCUGCUUUGUGGGAAGUGAUGACAUGCAAUAAAUGUCUUCGACUCAGAA